Brienomyrus brachyistius is the source of this 8306-nucleotide messenger RNA. RefSeq names its product leucine rich repeat containing 7 (gene lrrc7). The coding region runs from base 779 to 5371 and encodes 1530 amino acids. Gene Ontology annotation, cellular component: postsynaptic membrane; postsynaptic density; adherens junction. Gene Ontology annotation, biological process: neurotransmitter receptor transport postsynaptic membrane to endosome; neurotransmitter receptor transport, endosome to postsynaptic membrane. Gene Ontology annotation, molecular function: protein binding. The transcript is spliced from 29 exons. The record is from RefSeq and is a predicted model, not a curated record. NCBI's taxonomy places the organism in Eukaryota, Metazoa, Chordata, Actinopteri, Osteoglossiformes, Mormyridae.
AGCGGAAAUGAUUACAUUAUCAACAGCUUGCUCUGAACUCCGUUACUCUCCAUCGUUAUUAGGAGUUGCUGUGGGCGUCAGUGUUCCAGCCCCCGCUACACAGAGGAGGAUCUACGAAGACGAGGGGACCUGUAUGAUUGACGCUAGGUCUGUUUGGCUCUCACAAGCCUUAUGCACGGUCAGUGAAUCACGACCGAGAAAAAGGUGCGAUUGGGUAUUUAAAUUUCGCCCAAACCCUGCAAAAAUGUCCCGACUUGUUACGUAUAUAUUUUCUCUGAGCUCGCUCCGAAGACAGCAGUGGGAACGAAAUUUUCCCGGCGAACUGAAUUAGGAACUGAAUUAACCGCAUUUCCAAAAAUAGUGGAUUUAGAAGAAGAAGAAGACAUCCGUGUUUCCUCUUCGCAGCGUCCUUGGGAAGCCUGUGUUAGAUUUGUUUCGAGGGGAUCUUAAUGGAAUCGCUGUCCCAAAGGAAGUGGAGCUCAUAGAUCUGCGAAGCGGGUCUGAAGACAGAGCAGCAACAGCAGCUGAGCUCCUUUGGCUAACAUGGACGACCUCUCCCAAGACCUCGUCCAGCUCUAGCGUCCGUCAGGAUUUCUGUGAACAAAGAGAUGGAAAUGAGGCGCGACGACGGGAACAAAUGAGAGUCGACGUAUCAGACGUGUCUCGCCGUUCUUCAGCGACAUCCAGAGGGCUGUGCUGACCCUGGCCUUGCCACCAGAGGAAGCAGGAAACGACACCUUCCUGGGCCUUCUGCUUGCUGUGCGUGCAGUCUCUGGAGAUGACAACCAAGAGGAAGAUCAUCGGCCGUCUGGUGCCCUGCCGAUGCUUCCGCGGCGAGGAGGAGGUCAUCUCCGUGCUGGAUUAUUCCCACUGCAGCCUGCAGCAGGUGCCCAAGGAGAUCUUCAGCUUCGAGCGAACGCUGGAGGAGCUGUACCUGGAUGCCAACCAGAUAGAGGAGCUGCCCAAGCAACUGUUUAACUGUCAGGCUCUCCGAAAACUGAGUAUUCCCGACAAUGACCUCUCCAACCUGCCAACCACCAUCGCUAGCCUUGUAAACCUGAAGGAGUUAGACAUCAGUAAAAAUGGUAUUCAAGAGUUUCCCGAUAACAUUAAAUGCUGUAAAUGCCUAACAGUUGUGGAAGCCAGCGUCAAUCCAAUUACCAAGCUCCCGGACGGUUUCACGCAGCUCCUCAACCUGACGCAGCUCUUCUUAAACGAUGCCUUUCUGGAAUACCUCCCGGCCAACUUCGGGAGACUAUCAAAGUUACGCAUUCUGGAGCUACGGGAGAAUCACCUAAAAACGUUGCCAAAGUCAAUACACAGACUUACACAGCUGGAGCGAUUAGAUUUGGGAAGCAAUGAAUUUUCUGAUUUGCCAGAGGUCCUGGAGCAGAUACACAAUCUGAAAGAACUGUGGAUGGACAAUAAUUCACUGCAGACAAUGCCAGGGUCUGUUGGGAAGUUGAGACAGCUAAGGUACCUGGACUUAUCGAAGAACAGGAUUGAGACGCUGGACACAGAAAUAUCCGGGUGCGAGUCCUUGGAAGACCUCCUUCUGUCUUCCAAUAUGUUGCAGCAGUUGCCCGAAUCCAUAGGAAUGCUGAAAAAACUGACAACUCUCAAAGUGGACGACAACCAGCUAACCUCACUGCCCCAUUCCAUUGGAAGUGGACGCACCAAAAUAGGUUUAUCACUUUUAGAGGAGUUCGACUGUAGCUGCAAUGAGCUGGAGGUCCUUCCGCCCACCAUUGGCUACCUCCACAACCUGCGGACGUUCGCUGCUGACGAGAACUUCCUCUCAGAAUUGCCCAGAGAGAUUGGGAACUGUAAAAACGUCACGGUCAUGUCUCUCCGCUCCAACAAGCUGGAAUUCCUGCCUGAGGAGAUCGGUCAGAUGACCAAGCUGCGCGUUCUCAACCUCAGUGACAACAGGUUAAAGAACUUACCUUUCACUUUCACAAAGCUGAAGGAUCUCGCUGCACUAUGGUUAUCAGACAAUCAGUCCAAAGCCCUUAUCCCCCUUCAGACGGAGGCACACCCAGAGACCAAGCAGAGGGUCCUCACCAAUUACAUGUUUCCUCAGCAGCCACGCCACGAUGAAGAUUACCAGUCAGACAGCGACAGCUUUAACCCCACCCUGUGGGAAGAGCAGAGGCAGCAGCGAAUGACAGUGGCCUUUGAGUUUGAGGAGAAGAAAGAUGACGAGGACAGCUCCGGCAAAGUCAAGGUGGAGAUCAAUCUGAAGCGCUACCCUACCCCUUACCCAGAAGACCUGAAAAACAUGGUGAAGUCAGUGCAGAACUUGGUGGGAAAGACUAGUCAUGCACUGAGCACUGAGAAGUGCUCCUCUGGGACCAACAUGGAGCACCAUGCCGUGGACAAGUAUGAAGCCAAGUGGCCCAUUGCACCUAAGGAGGUGAUGGAUAGAGAUGCCAAAGACUUCCCGAAAAGUCAGAUGACAGAGCAGGGUAACAUCCAUAACUCUGUCAUGGAGAUCCCAAGGCGCAAGGAGAAGGAGGAUUUGACUGAAAGCUCAGAGAUUUCUUUUCACCGCGUCGAUACCAAGCUGCCACAGCCAGAGAACAUGAACCUGUCCGUAACAUCUUCCUGUUUCUGCCUCAUAGAUUCCCUCGGAGGCUCUCCUAACGACAUUCGCAUUUCUGACAUGCGACCCACUUUGGUGGAGACCUCUAUGUACAAACCAAAGGUUGUCUUACUAGGCAAAGAUAAGAAAGAGUCGACAGAUGAGUCAGAUGCAGAAAAAAUGCACGGCCUGAACAACAGUGGAUCCUCGGCGACCUACUCGGACUACUCGCCGUCGCAGGGCUCCUCCGGCUCGUCCAAUCCCCCAGGCACCGUGUCUGCACUCCAGCCAGUCGGAAAGGAAGGAGUGUCCCAAACGCACUGGACUAACAGGUUGGCUCAGUCUUUCCCAAAGCCCAUUGAGACCAAACCAUUGCUAAGCCAAAGGGAGACCCCUCCUUCCAGCACAUUGCAACAAAGAAGCGAAAGACGCCCUCUCAGCGACACCUUUGACAGCUGGAAUGAUACCUCCCACUAUGACAACACGGGAUUUGUGGCCGAGGAGCCUCCAAUUGACAGUUCGAGCAGCGGCAACCCCAUGCUAGGCUCCAAACCUAGGAGUAGCUCCGCACACGGGCGCCGGCCCCUCAUUCGACAGGACCGGAUAGUCGGGGUUCCACUCGAGUUGGAACAGUCUUCCCACACCUUCCAUCCUGUCCGCAGCACCCCCGAACCUGGAAAUCCUACCCCAACUAACCCCUGGCAGAAUUGGACAAGGACCCCCAGCCCCUUUGAGGACAGGACUGCCUUCCCCUCCAAGUUGGAAAUCACCCCCGCUAACAGCCCUAACCCAGACCGCAAGGACUUUGAGCAAGACUUAGCUGAUCUGCCUGGCACUUUUCCCUCCUCAGGCGCUUGGGGCUUCCUGGACUCACAGGACUCGGGGACGACCAGGAGCCACCCAAAUGUUUUUACGCAUGUUCAGUGCAGACCGGACUCUGCCAAAAGCGGGUUGAUCAUCAGCAAAAGCACAGAGCGGCUCUCGCCCAUGAUGAAGGAGGUGAAGGCUAAGUUCAAAAAGUCGCAGAGCAUCGAUGAGAUUGACAUUGGCUCUUACAAGGUGUACAACAUACCCUUGGACAGCUACAGCUCCAGCAUAGAGAAUCAGGGCAGUGUAGACAGGGCAGAUCUCCCCCCACCCAUCGAACAGAGCAUGUCCCGAAGCCAAUCUGCUCCUAUGCUGGACGAUGACAUGGACAACUUUGGCAUAAACAAGAUGUCUCAGCAACAGAAACCUUCCAUCCCAAAAAAGGUGUAUCAGUUUGACCAAAGCUUCAACCCCCAAGGAGCCAUGGAGGUUGUGAAUCCUGAAAGGAGGGUCCCACCCCCCUUUCCAAACACCCCCGAGUAUAUCAACCAACCAGGAAAGACCCUUCCCAAAGAACUUAUAAGUCCCCGAGUGUACCGAGGCUAUCCCCCUAUGGAGCAGAUGUUCUCCUUCUCUCAGCCGUCUGUUAACGAGGAUGUCAUCAGCCACCCAUUCCCCACCCAGAGAUCCCGACCCGGCUUCCUACGGCGGGCAGACUCCCUGGUCAGUUCCACAGAGAUGGCACUCUUUCGCAGAGUAGCUGAAGCCCACGAGCUGCAGUCCAGUGACCGAUAUGUAAGGCCGCACUUUAAGGGCAUGUUGGAACAUCAGAAUAGCUUGUCCAGCAUGGUCGACUCCCAGUUCCACAAGAGGAACGGUCGGUACGAGGAUGACUACUCCUCUUACCAGGAGCCCAAAAAGCCAAUCAUGGGCUACCCCACCAAGAGCCUGACUCAGCGGCGACCCUUGUCUGCCAGGAGCUACAGCACAGAGACCUACGGUGCCUCACAGGCUAGGCCUGUGUCUGCUCGGCCAACCAUGGCCGCCCUGCUGGAGAAGCUGCCUUGUGAUUACACCUUGAGCACCUGCACUGAGAAGAUCCCCGAUGGAGACAUGAAGCUGCGACCUGUACCCCAGAAGCCAGAGGACAGUUCCUCUAAAAUGCCGGUGGACUGGAGACAACAGCUACUGAGACAUAUAGAAGCUAAAAGAUUAGACCGGAGCGCUGCCCUUAAGCACAACACAGUAAACUUCGGCAUGCUGUAUUCUGGACGCUAUGCCGACCCGCAUGCCAGCAGAAGCAUGACCGUAAAUUUUUACAAUCAUGCAAAGCAUGAAAACCAAACAGCACAGUGGCUACCUCUUCUAAAUACACCAUCGCAGCAGAGCAAUAUCUUAGAUAAUGGUCAGGAGGAGAUCUCCCCCACCAGUCAGUGGGCCCCGUACUCACUGGGCCGGAGGGAUGUGCCCCCGGACAACAUUGCCAAAAAGACGCAGACGAUGAUCAUGACCUCCACGUCUGUCACACCGCCACACCGCUCUGUCCGCGACCAGCAGUACGAAGGGCCCAUGAACAAGAUCUCCAUCCAGCAGUACCACUCCCCGCUGCCCAUGGCCAUCUCAGCCACCAGCCCCCGGCCCCAGAGUGCCCACUGCCUCAUUCAGACCAAAGGGCAGAAGAGCAUGGACGGCUACCAGGAACAGCUCUGCGUGAGGAUAGAGAAGAGCCCAGGGUUAGGCUUCAGCAUCUCAGGGGGCAUCAGCGGUCAGGGGAACCCCUUCAAGCCUUCCGACAUGGGUAUCUUUGUUACUAGGGUACAGCCUGAUGGACCCGCUGCCAGCGUUCUUCAACCUGGGGACAAAAUUCUGAAGGCCAAUGGACAUAGUUUUUUACACAUGGAACAUGAAACUGCUGUCUCUCUACUGAAGAAUUUCCAGAAAACUGUGGACUUGGUAAUCUUGAGGGAGAGCACAAGCUAAUUUUUUUGUUUGCUUUUUUUUACCGUACAUAACUUCUUACAUGUACAGAACUGAAAUAUGUACAAGCUACUUGCGUCCAUUUUUAUCUUGGAACAGUAACAUUUGCCAAUUGCUGGACCAAUGGCAAAAUAUUAGUGCCAAUUGUACGAUAGGUUACGUGUCAUGUUACACACCAAUCAAAAGGACAUGUUUAGAUAUUAUGCCUAUUUGACAGAAGAUCAUUUACUGUAUAUCUAUCAGCCUGAGGCUGUAGAUUGGUGCAGAUGUGGAUUUUUUUUUGCUAUUCUGUUUCUGAAAGGUGUUGCUUAAUUUCUUAUGCAUUUAAUUUAACUUUAUGUAUUUUUUCCAUUUAGAUGUCAGAGCAUGAAAGCACACUGGCUGUUUUGGUAAUUCAUUCACCAUAAACACUGCCUCACUGUGUAUAUGCCUUCUGUAAAUAUGUACAUAUACAUUUAAAUGAAGAAAUGAAGUGGAAGGAGCGUAUGUAUGUAUGCUAUUUGCUUUGAAUUUAAGCCAUUAUUUGAUUGCUAUUUUUUUGUGUCAUUUUAGGACAUUAAAUAUGAUCUGUUCAAUUUUAAUACAUUUUGAAAAUACCUUUAUAAACAUUUCUGAAUAGUUAUACCACCAGUUCUUUUCCAUUUCUUUUUUUUUAUGCGGUUGAAGUGUAGUAUUUAUGUUGAUCUUGAUCACAAUUUAAAACCAGUUAAUGGAGUUUGUCAGAUGUGUUUUUUUUGCAGUUUGUUUCCACAAAUCUGUGAAAUGAAAGAUUAUCAUAAAACAUUGCUUUUAUUUUCUUUGAAUGGACAGGCUCAGAUUUAUGAGGGGUAAUCAGUACGUGCUCAGUAAUUGGACCUUAUUUUCAAAAAUGUUCGUGAAACCUGAUUGCUACUGAUGAUUGUUUCUGCACUGGAAAAGGCUAGUUGUUUUUCAGCAUAUCUAGUAUUUUUAUACCUUUGUAUUGUAUAUGUUCGAUUAGGAAACCAGAAUGCAUAUCUUUUGAUUCUAGAAUCCAGACCGAACAUGAUCACUAAUAGAAAAUAUUCCACAUCGUCACCAUCAAAGCUAUAUGCUCUGUUCACUCAAAUGGCAGAAACCCUUUUACAAUUUAGAUUCUUCUUGGUUACUUUUUGUUCUGUGUGAAUACUGGUAACCUGGAAUGUCAUUUCACAAAACGUUUUAGAAGUAAAAAAGAAAAUGAAUCCAAACUUGAGAAUAUCACUGAGGACCUGGAUUAAAAAAAAAAUGAAUCAUUGGUAACUAAAAAUCCACGCAACAGAUUUCUUCACACUCCAGAUUGCGCUGCUCGAGGACAGUCCAAGUGUCGAUAUUCACACAUCCACUGAGAUGUGAAACUGCUGUAAUGUUCUUCUCUAUACUGACGGAUGAUGGGUGACAGCAGGAGGCUCAUGAAAAACCCAUAACAUUGCAUGUACAAAACUAUAAAUAUGGGAGCAGGUGCAUAGAGCACAUAAUGUCCCACAGGUUUGGAUUUGACCGUAAGAUCAUAUCAAAUGGCACGUAUAUUGGACGGUCAACACGCUAAUCAAAAGCAGCACUUAGUCAAGCAGAACUUUUACAGUCAUUCCAAAACAAGAAAAGUAAAAUGCAAUUUUAUAAUUUCACAUGUAUUAUGUAAAUAGUACAUUAUGUACUACUUACAUCUUUAACAUCCUACCAAGAUUUACUGAAAUUGUUGUGCUGCUAGUAAUUUUCUGUACAUUUUAAACUAUUUACAAAUACGUUUUUAUGUUUCUUCAAAAAAAAAAACACCCACAUUUCUUCUUGUCAUUGUACUGAAUUGAUUUCCAUUGUAAGCUCCGUAGCAUGCUUUCAUAUGCUUUACUUAUUAAAAUGUGGCUUUUUGUCAUUUUAAGUAGACAUGCUAAAGGUUUUUUUUUGUUCUUGGAAAAAUAGUUUUUUUAAAAUGCAGAGGGAGAUCGUUUGUGACAGUUUGUGCCAUAGUCUCUCUCUCGAUGGUUUAUCACUGACGAAACCCAGAAAAUGUUCCAUAUGUUAAAUGUAUACAAAUGUAGCAUUUAAGGUGACAUCACACAGAACGGAACACUCUGAACCUGUAGUCCUGCAGAGAGUUGUGUACCUAGCUAAGGAAAGCUACCACUGCAUAAAUUAACAGUGCUUAAUUUAAAGGGUUGAGUCAUAAACCUGAAUAAAGUUUAAUUUUUUUUUUUUUUUUUUUUACUAAACAUUUUCAGGUUAUUUGUAAUAUACUGAUAUAUUUAGCUUUGCUCAGAUUUCUAUAACUGUAUGGAAAAAAGGAAUUCAGGAUAUGGGGAAGCUGUAGUAUUUAACUUGUAAAAUUGAUUUCUACAGUAAUUGUGAAUUUGUGUUAUACAAAAAUAUAUAUAUAUAUGUACAUGAAUAUAAAAAUGGUCAUUUUUGUAUGUGUUUACAAUACAAUUACAUAUAUAAAAAGCAAAUAUAUGGUACUUUUCGGUCUAAUUGCAGUAUUAAUGUAAAUAACUGUGAAUGAAAACAUUUUAAUUUAUUCAUAUAGAUUGUGAAUGUAUUCCAAGCUCUCGCAGUAUGAUGACUUAUUGGAUUUGAAUGCUGCUUCAUUUUUUGUGCAAGAAAGUAAUUUUAACAGAAAAAAUGUUUAGUUGGAGAGGUUUAGUGAGAAUUAUCCUGUUUAUUGAUUUGCACAUGCAAGUUUAAACCUUCCAGUUUUAUUUCUGUAUUGACACAAAUAUGUAACUGGUAAAGCAUAUAUAUUCUGUGUCUAGAAUGCAUUUUGCAGAAGCUAUCUGUAUAUACCCAAGAAAUUGUUAUAAAAAAAACUAAAAAUGCUGUGAAGAAAAUACCAGAGCCAUUUUUCGGCUUUGGAAAUACAGUACAAUUUUUUCAGUAUUUAAGAAGUGUUUUGAAUAAUGUAUGAAAGUCUAUUGUACAAAUAAUAAAAACAUCAUUUUAUUGUAAA